ACUGUCGUCACCGGUGUGGGUGACCACUCUCGCCUCCACGUGCAACACGUGUACGCCAUUGGGUAGAGGCUGCUGGCGCCCGGCCAGGCGGGCGCGAUGAGCGGGCGGCGGCCUAGUCCUGGGCCCGGAGCCCCAAGCGAAGGCCCACUGCCGCCCGCCGCCGCCCCGCCCUCCCCCGGCUCGGGGCGGAGCCUCCGCCUGUCCGCCCCUUUAUCUGCCCGCUUGUAGCCGGGAUGCAGAGGGCCGCCGAGGGCCGCCGGGUCGCAGUCGGGCCUCCUUUUGCAACUCGUGAGUAGAGGACAGAAGCCAGUCAAGUUUGCCUCACAUCCAUGAACCAGGCCCUGGACACCUGGUCUCAGCCUAGCUUUGCCCGCCUUGCUGUGUGAUCUUGGCUCCUCGCCACGCCCACAGCCAUGGCCACAAUGGUGGCCCAGAAGCUCAGCCACCUCCUGCCCAGUUUGCGGCAGGUCCACCAGAUGCCUCGGCCGUCUGUGCAGCCAGAGCCUGUGUUCACGGUGGACCGAGCCGAGGUGCCGCCCAUCUUCUGGAAGCCAUACAUCUAUGUGGGCUACCGGCCGCUGCAUAGGACCUGGCGCUUCUACUUCCGCACACUGUUCCAGCAGCACAACGAGGCGGUGAACGUCUGGACCCACCUGCUGGCGGCCCUGGUGCUGCUGCUGCGGCUGGCCAUCUUUGUGGGGACCGUGGACUUCCGGGGAGACCUGCACGCCCUGCCCCUCUUCAUCAUUGUUCUUGCCUCCGUCACCUACCUCUCCCUCAGUGCCUUGGCUCACCUCCUGCAGGCCAAGUCCGAGUUCUGGCAUUACAGCUUCUUCUUCCUGGACUACGUGGGUGUGGCUGUGUACCAGUUUGGCAGUGCCCUGGCACACUUCUACUAUGCCAUUGAGCCCGCCUGGCAUGCCCAGGUGCAGACCUUUUACCUGCCCAUGGCUGCCUUUCUCGCCUGGCUUUCCUGCGCUGGCUCCUGCUACAACAAGUACAUCCAGAAGCCCGGCCUGCUGGGCCGCACUUGCCAGGAGGUGCCUUCGGCACUGGCCUACGCACUGGACAUCAGCCCCGUGGUGCACCGCAUCCUCGUGUCCCCCAACCCUGCCACGGACGACCCGGCUCUUCUCUACCACAAAUGCCAGGUGGUCUUCUUUCUGCUGGCGGCCACUUUCUUCUCUGCCUUCGUGCCUGAGCGCUGGUUCCCUGGCAGCUGCCAUGUCUUUGGGCAGGGCCACCAGCUCUUCCAUGUCUUCUUGGUACUGUGCACGCUGGCUCAGCUGGAGGCCGUGGCGCUGGACUACGAGGCCCGGCGGCCCAUCUAUGAGCCUUUGCACACCCGCUGGCCCCACAACUUCUCCGGCCUCUUCUUGCUUACUGUAGGCAGCAGCAUCCUCACUGCAUUCCUUCUGAGCCAGCUGGUACGGCGCAAACUCAGUCUCGAUCGGAAGACCCAGUGAAGGGGGGUGGCAGCUUUUAGGGAGGGAGGUAUAGUGGGGGCCCAAGGGUCUGGGCUUGGCUCCAGAUGGGAACAAGGCCUGAUAAAAUUGCUUGUGUCUGGCCCGCAGUGACUUCUCUGUGCACGCCUCAGCUGCCAAGCGGGGGCACUGGCCAGUCCUUGGAUUUGAGGAUUGGCUGGAGCUGCUGGGGUCCACUUCAGGGCCUGCCCCAGCUCCCUGCCCUGCGAGAGGGAAAGAGAGAGAUGUGGGGCACCCUGGUUUGCCUCCCCCCAUUGCCUCUCAGGGGUGAGGAUGGAGGAUCAGCUGGGGCCAAGACCCUGGCCUGGGCCUUCCAGAUUAUCUCUGAGGGGUUGAAGUUGGGAUUUAGGUCAGAGUCAAAUCUGAGCUGAGAGACAGAGGAAGCGUCAGCAACUGCCCUCUACCCAGAUUUCACUGGUGGAUAGGGAAAGGGCAGGCCCAAAAUAUGUGCAGGAUCUUACCAUUCUUGAACCCCAGCCUGAAGUUUUGGUGCUGCAGAGAGCCCCCAAAGAUAGAAGAUUGUGCCAGGCAGAAAUGGAUCCCAUCCAGUGCCCCAUGCCUCUUCAGCCACUAUCCCAGACAGUGAGCCCUGACCCUCCUACCUCUGGCCUCUACGUCCCACACAUCCUGUUCCCAGUGUCUUUCCUGGUUCCCUUGUUCAUGAUUCAGUGUUUAUCCAUUCAGUGUUUCUUGGGCCUCUGCUCAGAGGCAGGCCACUGACUGGGCUCCGUGGAUCAAUGCAGGAUGGUAAAGGCUUUAAUAUCGGAAUGAACUGUCAGGGGAAGCACUGAGGAGGGAAUAAUUAGUGUUGCCUGGGAUCCUCAGGGUCUUGGGUUGGGGAGGGUGAAUAGGAGUUUACAGAUGGAGAAGAGGAAGGGCAUUCCAGGUAGAGGGAAGAACCUGUCCAAAGGCCAAGAGGUAUGGAAGAAGGAGCUCACUGCGGCUGGAAUUAGGAGUGGUCUGGACUCUCGUGUCCUGGAUACAAUAAAGUGACUGUGAUAAGAGCUGCCUCUUUGCUUUUUGUCUCCUAUCC
Globicephala melas (long-finned pilot whale) is the source of this 2517-nucleotide messenger RNA. RefSeq names its product progestin and adipoQ receptor family member 7 (gene PAQR7). The record is from RefSeq and is a predicted model, not a curated record. Gene Ontology annotation, cellular component: plasma membrane. Gene Ontology annotation, biological process: response to steroid hormone. Lineage: Eukaryota; Metazoa; Chordata; Mammalia; Artiodactyla; Delphinidae. Gene Ontology annotation, molecular function: steroid binding; nuclear steroid receptor activity.